Meira miltonrushii is the source of this 444-nucleotide messenger RNA. Its product is annotated as ribosomal protein S7. Gene Ontology annotation, molecular function: structural constituent of ribosome; rRNA binding; mRNA binding. NCBI's taxonomy places the organism in Eukaryota, Fungi, Basidiomycota, Exobasidiomycetes, Exobasidiales, Brachybasidiaceae. The transcript has a single exon. Gene Ontology annotation, cellular component: ribosome. Gene Ontology annotation, biological process: ribosomal small subunit assembly; translation. The record is from RefSeq and is a predicted model, not a curated record. The annotation marks the transcript as partial.
UAUUCGUUGACAAAUGUGCCAUUACGAACCGAUCCGAUCUUGAAAUCAUUGAUUAACAAUUUGAUGAAAGAUGGAAAGAAAGCAACUGCAACAAGACAUAUUUUGGAUAUGCUAGAUCAUAUGUCUAAAGCAAUGCAUGCAAAUCCACUACCUGCUGUGAAAGAGGCAAUUCAAAUCGCAUCCCCACUGGUAAGACUGCAAACAAGAAAGCAAGGAGGAAAGAAUACACAAGUUCCAAUUGCUCUUUUCUUAAAUCAAUCACGUAGAAGAGGCAUAAUCGCCAUCAUUGAAGCAAGCAAAAAGAGAAGCGAUAGUAAAUUAUCACUCCGAUUGGCAAAAGAGAUGAUUGCCGUUUUGGAAGGAAGUAGUGCUGCAGUCACACGUAAAUUGGACGUUCACAAACUGGCCACGGCAAACAGAAGUAACACUGGUGUUCGUGUUUGA